CGUCAUGCUCAACCAUCAGACAGCGGAAGGACUCUAAACAGCUGACCAGGGUCACAGAAGAUCUGAAGAAAUCCACUUGCUCAGACAAUCAAACCAACCAUCACUGGAGAAGAAGAAGACAUUUGAGAUAUUGUGGUGCUUCUCCACAGCCCGACACCGAUGAGAAAGAAGACUUAUCAAGUCUAAUCUUCAAAGGAUUUAAUAACUAAACCAUUUAACCUCAACCUAAAAAUGAAGGCAUUUAGCAUUGCAGUUGCAGUGACACUCGUGCUCGCCUUUAUUUGCAUUCUGGAGAGCUCUGCCAGCCCAUUUACCGGGGUGCAGGAGCUCGAGGAGGCAGGGGCCAAUGACACUCCAGUUGCGGUAUAUCAAGAAAUGUCAAUGGAAUCGAGGAUGAUGCCAAAUCACAUCAGGCAGAAGCGGCAGAGCCACCUCUCCCUGUGUCGCUGGUGCUGCAACUGCUGCAAGGGCAACAAGGGCUGCGGCUUCUGCUGCAGGUUCUGAAGAUUCCCGCAACGACCACAAAAUAUUAAUAUAUGAAGCUUUUUUUUGGUCUUAUCCUAAGAAAUAACCUUUUUUUGACCUCUUUCUCCAAUGCUACACUGUUUUGUAUCAUUUUUUAAAGAGGUAGGCUAUGAUUCGUGUAAAAGCACUGGAAAAAAUUAUUCUAUGUAUUUAUUUUGGAUGUUUUAAUACUUAAGUCUUUUGUAAUGUAAAUUUGUUUCUUAAAGAAUCCAGACUGUGACUGUCUCUUUGCCUGCUCUAAGUCUAACAAGUUAAUAUUUGGUGUUGAAUAAAUAAUGAACAUUUGAAGCAACUUCAAAAA
Molecule: messenger RNA, 826 nt
Organism: Trematomus bernacchii (emerald rockcod)
Lineage: Eukaryota; Metazoa; Chordata; Actinopteri; Perciformes; Nototheniidae
Gene: hamp
Product: hepcidin antimicrobial peptide
Exons: 3
Coding region: 232-504 (90 amino acids)
Biological process (GO): defense response to bacterium; intracellular iron ion homeostasis
Cellular component (GO): extracellular region
Source: RefSeq, a predicted model, not a curated record